AUGAGGAGUACAUCAUCAUCCAAAAAACCGUCGUCGUUGAAGGUGUUGACAACGAAGUUGAAGGAGAUGCAAGCUACUGUAAAUGACAUCGAGCAUUUUGUUGAUCGUUACAAGGAGGAUACAACCAUCGGUGAGGUGGAGGUUCGCCUAGAGAGAUUGGAAAACCUUUUGGAAAAAUAUGGUGAGACGCUGAUCGAAAUCAAGGUGCACGACGAUUUUGAUCCCUCCGAUGGGACCUACGAUGAGGAGCGACAGGAAUUCUGUGAACGGUUUUACCACGUCAAAUCCUUUCUCAAGGAUAAGAUGAGAGGAAUGACGGAUCUACCAGUGAAAAACCAAUCGGUCUGUUCAGAGGAUAAUCCUAUUCCUCAUACGCAUGAGCACGUUCGUCUACCGCAAAUCCGAUUACAAACGUUCAAUGGGGAUAUUGACGAAUGGAUCAGCUUCCGAGAUUUGUUCAUUUCUGUGAUCCAUUCGAAGCCGGAUCUUCCAGAGGUAGAAAAACUUCAUUAUUUGAAGGGCUGUUUGAUAGGGGAACCACGAAAUCUAAUCGAUCCUCUACAAAUUACGACGACAAACUACCACAUCGCUUGGGAGAUGCUGCUGAAGCGAUACAAUGACAGCAAACAGCUAAGAAGGCGCCAGGUUCAGUCACUCUUUUCGCUACCAACGAUCAACAAGGAAUCCAUUGCGGAACUGCAUGAGCUGCUGGAAGGUUUUGAAAGGACUAUGCAGACGUUAGAUCAAAUUAUCCAACAGGUUGAAUAUAAAGAUCUCCUGCUAGUGAAUAUACUGACGUCACGGUUGGACCCUGUUACACGCAAAGGUUGGGAGGAAUUCACGGCUAGUAAGGAACGAGAUACCGUGGCUGAUUUGACGGAGUUCAUUCGAAGACGGAUACACGUAUUGGAGUCAAUGCCUAUGAAGACCGUUUCCAACUCACAACAGCCUGUAACCAAACCGAAAGCUGCUGGGGUGAAGGCCAGUUUCAGUACGGCGACAGUGAUCGAGAGGCACUUCUUCGAACUCACGCUUUGUGUCGAAACUGCUUCAGAACGGGCCAUCAGGCGAAGGAUUGUCAGUCAAGGUUCUCAUGUCGCAAAUGCAAGGGACGACACCAUAUUUACUCUGGUGUGCUUUAAGUUGGGGAAGGAUGGCGGGACGAGCACAGCUAACAGUGGUAAAACCAGUAGCUCGAACAAUCUAAUUGGGGGCAAGGGCCCAACGAAUUCCACUCAUGUUGCAAACCUAGCAUCCAACAGUAUGAUUUCCGGCACCGUACAGCAAUAUUCCUCACAAGUCCUGUUAGCUACAGCAGUCGUGCUGUUGGAAGAUGACGAUGGCAACCAAUAUCCAGCUCGAGCGUUACUCGAUUCCGGGUCAGAGAGCAAUUUUCUCUCCGUAAGAUUAAGUCAAUUCCUGAAGGUUAAUCGAGAUAAGGUGGACAUCUCAGUAUUAGGAAUCGGACAAACAUCAACCAGGGUAAAUCAACGCAUUUAUGCUACCGUCAAGUCGAGAGUUUCGAAUUUUUCCCGUGAGUUGAACUUCCUCGUACUGCCUCGAGUGACAGUCAACUUACCCACGGCCAAGGUGAAUACAAUUGGGUGGAAGAUACCAGAAGGGGUAGAGUUGGCCGAUCCUUCCUUCUGUAUAUCUAAGAGCGUGGAUGUCGUUCUAGGGAUCGAAUCCUUCUUUGACUACUUCGAGACAGGUCGUAGAAUCAGCUUAGGAGAGAAUUUGCCAUCGCUGAAUGAGUCGGUCUUUGGAUGGAUUGUCUGUGGUGGACUGUCCGUAGUAAAUCAUCCCUUACGCAUAAAUUGCAAUAUGUCUACGGCUGAAAAAUUGGAGGAGCUUGUGGCCCGAUUUUGGUCCUGUGAGGAGGUUGGGACAAGCAAAGGGUUUUCACCGGAGGAGACACGGUGCGAGUUGUUUUAUGCAAAUACGGUACGGCGAGAGACAGAUGGGCGGUUUACUGUUUCGCUACCGAGAAAUGGAGACGUUUUGGCGCAGUUAGGCGAGUCGAGGGACAUCGCUUUGCGACGGCUUCAUGGGACCGAACGACGGUUAGCCAGGGAUGACGGAUUACGGGAACAGUAUAUCGCGUUUAUGUCGGAGUAUCAGCAGCUUGGACACAUGCGGAAGGUAGUUGGUGAGGAAAUUAAUCCAUGUCAGCGUUGUUACCUGCCACAUCACCCAGUCAUCAAGGAGGCAAGCACAACGACUAAGGUUAGGGUGGUGUUCGAUGCCUCCUGCAAAACGAAAUCCGGAAAAUCAUUAAAUGAUUGCCUCUUGGUGGGCCCAAUAAUACAGGAUGACUUGAGGUCCAUUAUCCUACGAUGUCGAAUCAAGCAAAUCAUGCUGGUUGUGGACGUGGAAAAGAUGUUCCGCCAAAUCAAUGUACACCAAGAAGAUCGGUCACUACAAUGCAUCCUUUGGCGCGAAUCACCGUCCGAAGAGGUAUCAGUCUACGAACUAAACACGGUGACGUAUGGAACCAAAUCAGCUCCGUUUCUUGCCACGAGAACGCUGAAACAGCUAGCAAUGGAGGAGGAACAACGAUUUCCCAUCGCAGCAAGAGCCGCUAGCGAGGACACGUAUAUGGAUGACGUUCCUGUUAACACUGAUGACGUUGAAGAAGCGUUGCGACUGAGAUUCGAACUGGAAAAGAUGAUGGAAAGUGGAGGUUUUCGAUUGAGAAAGUGGGCGUCAAAUCACCCAGAUGUUCUAAGAGAUGUUCCUAAGAGUUACUUGGCAAUUCCCGAUUCAACGGGCAUAGUUUUGGACGCUUAUCCUUCUGUGAAGACAUUGGGUCUAAUAUGGAUACCUAAAAAGGAUGUUUUCAAAUUUCAUUUCACUAUACCUCCUGUGGAACAUAGCGAGGUUCUUACGAAACGGCUUAUUUUAUCCCGAAUUGCUACUCUUUUUGACCCAGAAGGGGAUAUUGGUCCAGUAAUUACAACUGUCAAAAUAUGUAUGCAAUCCUUAUGGACAUUGAUCGAUCAAGGUGGAAAUCGGUUGGACUGGGAUCAGCCACUGCCUCCGACAGUGUGCGAAAACUGGAAAAAAUAUCAACAACAACUCCCUUUGCUGAACGACAUUGAAUUCGAUCGAUGUGUUGUCAUACCAAAUGCAGUGGAUUUCCAAAUUCACUGCUUUUCUGAUGCGUCGCAGAAGGCAUAUGGUGCCUGCAUUUAUUUGCGUAGUCGAGAUGAGGAAAACAACGUUCUAAUACGUUUGUUGACUUCUAGGUCCAAGGUUGCCCCUCUCAGAGUGCAGACAAUCCCCAGACUCGAGCUUUGCGGUGCACUUCUCGGUGUUGAGCUCUUCAAAAGGGUACAGCAUGCACUCAAAAUACAAGCAGACGCAUUCUUUUGGACAGACUCUACCUGCGUCCUCCGAUGGCUUCAAUCACCUCCGGCAACAUGGGUUACAUUCAUUGCAAAUCGGGUUUCCAAGAUACAGUUGGCUACAGAAGAUUUUCACUGGCGACACGUUCCCGGGAUCGACAACCCCGCUGACUUAAUAUCCAGGGGACUCAUGACUAGCGAGAUUCGCGACAACAGCUUAUGGUGGAAAGGUCCAAGCUGGUUGGCUAUGGACCAAGAAAAUUGGCCAUCCCUACCGAAUCAUAUGCCAGACGAUGAAGGGAGAGAGGAAAUGCGUCGCUGUGUAGCAACAGCGAUAGCUUGUCCGUAUGCAGAUUUCAACGAAACGUUUUUUGCAAGAUUCAACUAUUACACGCAGUUGAUACGGAGCACUGCGAUAUACCGAAGGUUCAUAAGGCUACUCCAGAAAAAGGGGUCAAAGGGCGCUGGUUUUCUAACUACAUCUGAACUGCGAGAAGCAGAAUCAACGCUUGUGCGGUGCGUUCAGCGAGAGACGUUCGCACAGGAGCUCAAGGCGCUCAGAAAUGGAAAGAUCAAGUUCUACGAGUCGGCGGAAGGCUCAAACACUCUGCGGAGUCAGAGCAAACGAAGCACCCAAUGGUUCUUCCAGCUAAACAUAGCAGCGCGGCCUUUCCAAAAAUCGGGCGUCGAUUACUUCGGACCCGUUUAUAUUCGACCAGGGCCACGACGAACAGCGGUCAAGGCAUACGUAGCCUUGUUUGUGUGUCUUUGCACCAAAGCGGUGCACCUGGAGUUGGCAUCAGAUUUGUCUACGGAGCGUUUCCUGCAGGCGUUACGAAGGUUCAUUGGUCGCAGAGGUCGGUGCACUGAUAUCUACUCCGACAACGGCACCAAUUUUGUCGGAGCCCGAAAUCAGCUGAAAGAGCUUUUAGUCAAGCUGAAAGACCGUAAUCACCAUGAAAUUAUACAAAAGGAGUGCUCUGCGGAGGGCAUCAAUUGGCACUUCAACCCCCCUAGUGCGCCCCACUUUGGCGGACUGUGGGAAGCAGCCGUUCGCAGUGCAAAAUUUCAUCUCCUGCGGGUGAUUGGAAAUCAUCCUGUGUCCAUCGAAGACAUGCAGACACUAUUAGUGCAAGCAGAAGCAUGCCUCAACUCACGGCCGAUGACAGUUUUAUCAGACAAUCCCAACGAUCUGGAGCCAUUGACUCCAGCACAUUUUCUGAUUGGAGCCUCCAUACAGCAGCUUCCAGAUCAGGACUUCCAAACGAUUCCAGUGAAUAGGCUCAAGCACUGGCAACUAGUUCAACGUCGUCUGCAAGAUUUCUGGCGCAGAUGGCAUCGGGAAUACCUCAGCCAACUUCAAGGGCGAUCGAAACGGUGGCGUGCCUCCGUAAACAUCGAGAUCGGAAAACUUGUAGUCCUUUGUGACGAGAAUCAACCUCCAACCCGUUGGAAGAUGGCCCGAAUCCAGGAGCUACAUCCAGGCACCGACGGGGUGGUCCGGGUGGUCACCGUUAAGACGGCAACAGGGUUGCUGAAGCGUCCAGUGGAGAAGAUCUGUAUCCUGCCAGAUCCAGAUAACGAGAAGGAAGUCAUAAUCAAAUAA
Messenger RNA from Toxorhynchites rutilus septentrionalis, 4953 nucleotides. RefSeq lists its product as uncharacterized. The record is from RefSeq and is a predicted model, not a curated record. Bases 1 to 4953 code for a protein of 1650 amino acids. NCBI's taxonomy places the organism in Eukaryota, Metazoa, Arthropoda, Insecta, Diptera, Culicidae. Gene Ontology annotation, biological process: DNA integration. The transcript is spliced from 4 exons. Gene Ontology annotation, molecular function: nucleic acid binding.